CCCGCGCGACACGAUGAUCGUAUCCGAUAUUGAUUUCGCCGAUGUUACUGUUAAACUCAAACCUAAUUGCUUUCUCGGUUGCCUGCUGAUUGUGAUUUUAAUUAACCCAACCACGGCGAUUUUACAAUAUGGCGGACAGCAAUCAUCAUCAACAUCAUCAUCAUCAUCAACAUCGGCGUCUUUUAAUCAAGAAUUUCAAAAUUUCUACAGUUCUAAUAGUUAUCUAACAAUGGAACAAAAAUCCACCUAUGAAAAAUAUUGGAAUUCAUUGGUUACCGGCAAUAUAAAUUUUAUUUUACAAAAUCUUCGUUGGAUGGCGCAGGAAGGGAACUUUGAUGAUUAUUUUAUGGCUUUGAAUUAUCUCGUUUAUGUUCAUGAUAAUCACAUGCAGAAUGCGCGACUUUUGGGGAUUAUUGAACAGCUUAUCAAUGAAAGUCUUACGCAAAACAUUGUGAACUCUUCGAUUUUUUUGACGAAAAGUGUGACUUACAACAUCGUUAAAUAUCUCCUUACGAGGUUCCAAGCAAACAGUGAACCAGUUGGAGAAGUGAAUUUCUCUGUGAUUGAUUUCGAAGCAUUGAGAAACGAUGAUUUCAACAGACUUAUCCUGACUCUGAAUUCUGGCCAAUCUGAAUAUUAUAAUUUAAUGGUGAAUUAUUUGAAAUCUAUGCCAGCGUGGCAAUAUCAACAGAUUGACUUCACGCAAUCAACUAGGACUAUCCUCAAACAAAUAUUCUCGAUGAUUUUGAAUACUGAAUCAUCUGGACAACUUCAACAAGCGAGUAAAUAUUACUUGGAGUUGUUUAAUAAACAAGAAGUUGAAUUUCAUACCCAGCAGACUUACAUACACACAUUUAAUGAGCUUGUUAAUUUUAUUCCGAGCUUCAAUUCGACUUAUCGGAAUGUUUUGAUUAAUUUUUUGACUUCGGGAACUAUGGUUUAUGAUUUGAUACAGUUGGCUGGACCACCAACGGCUAGCCCAGCGUAUUUGUAUAAUCUACUCCUAAAGGGUUUACAAUCUUCUAAAAUUACUGGAAUUUUAAGAGAGGCUUUCCAAUUUUAUUCGCAGUAUUUCCACAGUGUGAAUACUGUUACAGAAGUUACAAGAUCUAUUCCUUCGUUUACUCAAUCACCUGGAAGAGAAUAUUAUCAAAUUUUGAAUGGAUUUAUGAAUAGUGCUCAGUUUAGAACCAUCAUGGGAACAGCUAUAAAUCGUUUGAAUUUGAAAUCGACACAUUUACUUCAGGAUAUUUUAAUGAUGCUUCAAUCGAAUGCUUUUGUAUCAGCUGAUAUCAAGAAAGCUGCUUCGUAUUAUUUGGAAUAUUAUAAUGCGAUGUCUGUUAGACAAGAAUAUCAUGUUGAUCAACUGUUUGGAAUGAUUCCGCAACCAUCCAUGGACUCAGAAUGGAUGUUUUAUAAUAAUUUGAAGAAUAUGUUUGCGAGUUCAUCGUUCCUCAAAAUAAUCCAACAGAGUAAUUUACAGGGGAUAACUGAUCAGAGAUUACGCUUGAAAAUGAUUUUGAUGAAUGCUAUGAGGAGUCAAUGUUGAGUGGACAAUUUAAACAGGCUAUUUCCUAUUACUUCAAGUCUUUGUUCCAUGAAAAUAUUCAAACAGGCAAUUCAAAUUCAUACUUCAAUAUGAAUACAAAUUCACAGUCGAAUUUUAAUUUCCUGCUUCAAAAACUGCAGAGUCUUCAUGGUGAUAGUCGAAUGUAUCAGAUAAUGGAAUCAUUUUUGAGGAGUAGCAUGGCCUAUCAACUGUUCCAACAAGGAAGUUAUAAUUAUCUGCAAGCAUUGAAUAUGAUUAUGUCUAGUGGAUUUGUUUCUGCAGAAGUGAAGAGAGCUGCUUCAUAUUAUUUGGAGUAUCUGAAUUACUUUAAUGUCAAACAACAAUAUGGCGUUGAUAAACUGUUUACUUUGAUUCCACAAACACAAUUUGGGCAAGAUCAUGGAUAUUAUGAGAAAAUGAGGCAAUUAUUCACAAGUACAUCGUUUUUGAACAUCAUCAAACAGAGUAAUAUAACUGUGGGGAAUGAUCAAAGUAAAAUGCUACAUGAUAUUUUGCUCAAAGUUCUUCAGUCUCUCCAGAUGAACUCGGAAUAUAGACAGGCGAUACAGUACUACUUUAAAUCAAUGUACAAUGAAGAUGCGUCAAUGUUCACGAGCGGAUCAGGUGGGUUUUUGGGAGGAUCUGGAAUGGUUACGGGCGGAUCAGGAGGGUUUUCGGGCGGAUCAGGAGGGUUUUCGGGUGGAUCAGGAAUGUUUAGGAAUGGAUCAACUGGUUUUGUCUCUAGAUUCCAAUCAAACUUUGAUUUCCUUCUUCAAAAACUACAAAACCUUCAUGGGGACAGCCACAUGUAUCAAAUAAUUGAAUCUUUCAUGAGAAGCAGCGCUGCUUACCAACUUUUCCAACAAGGAAGUUACGAUUACAUCCAAGCAUUAAAUAUGAUAAUGUCCAGUGGAUAUGUUUCUGCUGAAGUCAAGAGAGCUGCUUCUUAUUAUUUGGAAUAUCUGAAUUACAUCAAUGUGAAGAACAAAUAUGGUGUUGAUCGACUCUUUACUUUGAUUCCUCAAACACAAUUUGCUCAAGAUCAAGGGUAUUAUGAGAAGAUGAGGCAAUUAUUCACUAGUACAUCAUUUUUGAGCAUCAUUAAACAGAGUAAUUUGACUGUGGUGAAUGACCAAAGCAAAAUGCUACAUGAUCUUCUGCUCAAAGUCCUUCAAAGCCUCAAUAUGAAUUCGGAAUAUAGAGAAGCAAUUACCUAUUACUUUAAAUCAAUGUACAAUGAAGAUGCGUCAAUGUUCACGAGCGGAUCAGGAGGAUUUUCAGGAGGAUCAGGAGGGUUUUUGGGUGGAUCAGAAGGGUUUUCGGGAGGGUCAGGAGGGUUUUCAGGUGGAUCAGGAGGGUUUUUGGGCGGAUCAGGAAUGUAUAAAAAUGGAUCAACUGGUUUUGGCUCUAGAUACCAAUCAAACUUCAAUUUCCUGCUUCAAAAACUACAAAAUCUUCAUGGAGACAGCCGCAUGUAUCAAAUAAUCGAAUCUUUCAUGAGAAGCAGCGCCGCUUAUCAACUUUUCCAGCAAGGAAGUUAUGAUUACAUCCAAGCAUUAAAUAUGAUAAUGUCAAGUGGAUUUGUCUCGGCAGAAGUAAAGAGAGCUGCUUCUUAUUAUCUGGAAUAUCUUAGUUACUUCAAUGUCAAAAACAAAUACGGUAUUGAUAAACUUUUCACUUUGAUUCCUCAACCACAAAUUGGUCAAGAUAGAGGGUAUUAUGACAAGAUGAAACAACUAUUCACAAGCACAUCAUUCCUAAACAUCAUCAAACAGAGUAAUAUGACCGUGGUAAAUGACCAAAGUAAAAUGCUACAUGAUCUUCUGCUCAAAGUGCUUCAAAGCAUGAAUUUAAGUAUGGAUUACAAACAAGCAAUUUCGUACUACUUCAAAUCAAUGUACAAUGAAGAUGUUUCCAUGUUUACGAAAUCACCAAUAAUGUUUGGAACACAAAUUCAAAAACCUGUGUACACCGGAGGAUUAAUUUCAUCCCCAUCUGCGGGAUCAUCAAAUUAUGACUUUUUACUUCAGAAACUUGAAAGUCUUCAUGGUGAUUAUCACAUGUUCCAGGUGAUUUCAUCAUUUAUGAGAACCAGCAUGGCUUAUCAACUCUUCCAACAAGGAAAUUUCGAUUACCUGCAAGCGCUUAGAAUGAUGGCAUCCAAUGCAUACAUACCACUUGAAGUUAAAAACGCUGCUUCUUAUUAUUUGCAAUACCUGGAUUAUUUCUCAUUGAAACAAAAGUAUAACGUGGAUAAUCUAUUCUCAAUGAUUCCACAACCGAAAAUCGGUGUAGAAAAAGGCUAUUAUGACAAGAUAAGAUCUUUAUUCACAAGCACAGCUUUCCUGCAGACCCUCAGACAAAGCAAUAUGACAAUUGUGAAUGAUCAGAAAACAAUGCUGCAUGACAUGUUACUAAAUGCACUUUCAAACCUCAACUUGGGCGUGGAAUACAAACAAGCUAUUCAAUACUACUUCAAAUCUGUUUUUAACGAAGAAAUAUCCAUGACAGGAAAAUCAAAAGUUCAAUCAAACUUUGAUAUCAUGCUUCAAAAGCUCCAAAGCCUUCAUGGUAACAAUCGCAUGUAUCAAAUAAUCAAAUCAUUCUUAACCAGCAACACAGCAUAUCAACUCUUCCAAAAUGGUAACUUUGAUUACCUCCAAGCAUUGAACAUGAUAAGAUCCAGUGCUUUUGUAUCAUCAGAAGUCCGAAGCGCUGCUUCAUAUUACCUAGAAUAUCUUGAUUACUUCGCUGUCAGGAAUAAAUACGGAAUUGAUAAACUCUUCACCAUAAUACCACAACCAUCAGUGGACUAUGAAAACAUGUACUUUAGAAACAUUCAGAAUUUGUUUACAAGCACAAACUUCCUACAAAUCAUCAAACAGAUGAAUUUACCUGUGGUAAGCGAUCAAAAAAUGAUGCUGCAUAAUAUCUUGACCAGCGCUCUGAAAAACAUCAAUCUAAACCAGGAAUACAGACAAUCUAUCUUGUAUUAUUUGAAAUCAAUGUACAAUGAAGGAUUGACAGUCCAACAACAGCAAUAUAUUGAGUAUUUACUGCAGGAAUUACGCAGUGUACAAAUUGAUGGAAAUCUCUUUGGAUUGAUUUCAUCAUUCUUGACUAGUGAUCAAGCUUAUAUGAUAUUCCAAGAUGGUUUUGAUUUCUCACAAAGUGCUUUCACUGCUCUUGAACAGAUCCUAGAAAAAAUGGGAGGCAUGACCUAUUUGGAUGCACAAACUUUAAGGGCUGCUUCAUAUUACAAACAGCAAGUUCAUCAAACACUUCAAUAUGAAAGUAUGGUGAUGACAAAGGUACAACAUGCAUUUACAAGUCUACAGGGUGUAUCAUCAAAUAUUGUAUCAAAAUAUCAAACAAAUUUAGCGAAUUUCCUACAAAGUCAAGAAUUGCAUACUAUUCUACGUCAUGCACACUUUAAUUACAACAUGGAUGAACGGGAGAUACUCUAUAACAUUCUGAUGAUUGUUCAGGAGGAUGUCAAUGUGGCUAAUGAGAUUCGUGAAGGAGCUUAUCACUAUGCCAAGUAUAUUCUGGAACCACUUUUGGGAAAUAUUCCAUGUAAUAUGGAUGCGUUGAUGAGUUUCCUCCCACAACCAACUAAUUAUCUCUCAAAUAGAUAUUUCAACACUCUGAGACUUUAUCUUCAAUAUGGAGUUCCGAGAUUUUUGAUUUCUCAGAUUGAUUUUACCAAAACAGGUCUUAGUCUCCUAUUGGAUAUUCUUCAAGCUUUGGUUUACAGUGAUCAAAUCCCUGUUGAUGUCAGAGGAACAGCUAGAUUCUAUCUGCAACUGUUUAAUUCUAACACUGAAUUCUGGGGUGUUAACCUUCUCAGAAACAAAUUGGAUAGACUUACUCUUCUGUUACCAAGACCUAAGUCUAUACACGAAGCACAGUAUUACAACUUGAUGAUCAAUUACUUCAAAGGAAAUGAGAUUCUACAACUGUUGAACACGAUUACUUUAAAUCUACAUAAACCUGAUCUGAGAAUUUUGAGAGAUAUCUUAGUUUUGACUCAGAAUACAAAAUUGGUGUUGACUGAUAUGAAGAUAGUAGCAGAUUACUACUUAAAAAUGAUUAACAAAGGAAUGAUUGGAGGUGUUUCAAAUAUUUACUUCGGGAAUAAUCCAAUGACGUUGCCUACAGCGCCAACUAUAAUAAAUCCAGGUUAUCUUCCAACUACUGGGGUAGUGGUACCAAGAGGAACACCUCCAAUGGUUACUCCUGGACCUGCUAUGCCCUCACCAACAACUGUCAUGAUGCCUUCAGCAGGAACAACAACAUUGGAAACCAAUCAAGCAUCAAUGUCUUCUGCUAUCAGCAGAAUUGAAUCCGAAUUUAAUUCUAUGAAUAUUUCUGAGACAUACCAAUCUGACCGUCAGACUUUACUGAAUUAUCUUCAUUCCCCAUUAGGAAAGAAUCUUAUAUUAUCUUCAGGAAUCAGUUUAAACGCUUCAAAUGCUAAUUUACUCUCGCAGUUUAUCCAGACAGCUGCGCAUACUAAUGAUAUCCCGAUGGAUCUCCGACUUGCUUCAGAAAGAUAUGAGAUGGCGCUGCCAUCUUUAAAACAAACAGCUCUUAUGACUCCAUGGGCGCAUUUAAUACCUCUUGAUAAUUUAUUCCAUAAAAUCGUACCGGCAACCAUAAACACAAAAUCUAUUGAUUUUAUUAUUUGCUACAACGCUAUUGAUAGAUAUCUCCACACUGAGGUACCAGCAAUAAUUCGUCAGGAUACUAAUAUUGAUUUGAAGAUUGCACCAAUGGAACUCCUACAAGAUUUCAUGUUAAUAGCUCGUGAAAUUGGUUUUGCAGACAGUGAAAUCACCUUGAUUCAAAGUCAAAUCCAACCAACUCCGUUUACAUUCGGUGUGAUGCAGAAACCUCACCUUGAUCACCUUUACAAACUCUGUAAAGCCUUCCAAUUAAUACAACUCCCAUCAGGGAAGGAAAACAUGAGAUAUUACUACGCAGUUGAUAAUUUCUUCAGGAGUAACACAAUGUAUGAACUCCUCCAACAGAGUAACAUAGAUUUCAGUCAAAAUCAACAGGAUCUACUCAGGACAAUCUUCACAGUGAUCAUCAACAGUCAAAACAGUGCGAUAUCAAGAGAAAUACUCCAAGCUGCUAUUUAUUACAAUAAUGAAAUGUAUAAACCUACAUUACAGAAUGAAUUGGAUUAUGUUUUCCAUUUGGUACCAGCUCCCCAAGGAGAACAAGCAACUCAAGCUUAUAACACCUUCAAUCAAUAUAUCCACAGUGAACAGGCAACAGAAACCUAUCAAAAUCUAAACUUUAUGCAUCAACAACCAGGUUUAAUAUUGAAUAAUAUGCUGGAUAUGACAAGUCACAAUGAAAAAAUAUCUGAAAGUGUCCGGAGUGCAGCAGCAUACCUUCAACAAAAUAAUCAAGAAUGGCAGAUGCAGGAGAGUCAAUCAAUGCAAGCAGCUUAUGCUCAGAACUCGAUGCAUUCCAUGAAAUCUUUGGGAUAUGCUCCGAUACCUAUGCCUAUAACAUCUCAGGCACCUAUUGCUCUACCUCUGACAACUCAACAACCAUAUUUUGACUUUAAAGUUUUUGGUGCGCAGAUCCCACCGGUUGCAUACCCUGAAGAAGAACGUUUCAGGACUGUUCUGAUACAAUUCCUUGGAAGUGAUUUGAUAUAUCACUGUUUCAAUCAAUCAGCACAAUUUGGAACGGAUCUAAAUUCAUUUAAAACAAUUCUGACUCAGUUAUCAACAAAUCCACAAGUUCCUGCUGAUGUGAAGCAAGCUUGUAUCUACUACUUGAACCACGCUCCAUUCUUUGAUUAUAAAUCAUUGAUUAGUCUUAUUCCGGAACCUGCAAGACCUAAUCUCAAAAAACUCUAUGAACAUAUGGUGCAAUUCUUGUCUAACAGUGCGUUAAUCAACAAAGUGACUCAGAAUAUCAACCUAAGUGCAUUUGCUUCAAAUGAAUUGAUUCUGAAAGAAAUUCUAAAUCUGGCGGAGCAAUGUGAUUGGUUGGAUGAACCCACAAGGGUUGCAGCAACAUAUUUCAAAACUUUGAUCAAAUCAGAAGCUAUAUCGAUGCAAAGAGUUUUCACAAAGACUUUGGAUCUCAGCGAUAUAUUCAACGAUGUGUUUGAUUUCUCGGUGUUUAGUAAGAUGCAAUUCGAUGCAUUCCAUCACUUUUGGUCGUAUGUCAACAAAGACACCCAGGAACUUCUAUCGUCACCCGGGUUUGAAUUCUGGACGAGUAACAUCAAGCGGGGGGCAUUCACCAAUAAAUUCUUGGCUGCUCUUAGUACUAAACCUGGUGUUCCUGGGGAUGUCCUGGAAGCCAUCACGGUUUUGACUCCGCUAGUACAGGUCACCAACGGAGGCGCUUUGGAUCUCUAGCUUUAUUGUAUUUAAUAAGUCUUUAUAAGUUAUGUGGUUAUCAGGUUUUAUAAUUAAAUCAUGCACGUGAAUUUUCGUUAUAUAAAACAACAUUUUAUCAUUUAUUGUGGUGAUGGUACAAAUAAAAAUGGGUUCAAUGUG
Molecule: messenger RNA, 8082 nt
Organism: Dalotia coriaria
Lineage: Eukaryota; Metazoa; Arthropoda; Insecta; Coleoptera; Staphylinidae
Exons: 2
Coding region: 1543-7941 (2132 amino acids)
Source: RefSeq, a predicted model, not a curated record